AUGGAAGAGGUUCAAUUUUCUGAGGAAUUAUUCAGUACGCAGGAUGAAGCUAGCUUUGGAAAAGUAAAUUCAGUACCGGAGGUGGUUCCGGAAAAUCUUGUGGAAGAAACCAAUACACCGUCUUCGAGUGCACACACAAACGGCAACAAAGAAAGUGAAAGACGUGCCUCGGUCGAGACAGAAACUCCGGAUCUUGUUUUUUCAGAAGAUAUCGAUUUUGAAAACCACAGUGAAAAGGUGAUCGAUGUGCCUGAAAAGUCUGAAGACGAUGAACGAGAAGAAGAUCCUGUCGAAUUAAACGAAAUAGAUAAAAAUAUCGCCGAAAAGAAUGAUGUGGUAGAAGCGGAAGAUGUUGGUGUGUCCAAACCUAACGACGAUAAUGCUGCUGCAAAUUCGAAAGCCACUCCUGAAGAACGAUUGGCCACGUUUCCGUUUGCCCGCAUCAAGCAAAUAAUGAAAUUGGAUCCGGAUGUUGGAAUCGUAUCGGCAGAAGCAAUAUUCGUCGUUACCAAGGCGGCCGAAUUGUUUCUUCAAACGUUGGCCAAAGAUGCGAGCUCGCAUACACUUGCUUCGAAAAAGAAAACGAUGAGCAAAAGAGAUGUUGAAGUUGCGAUAGACAAUGUGGAUGCGCUGAUGUUUCUCGAGGGAAUGAUGAAUGUGUAG
This is a messenger RNA of Anopheles maculipalpis, 663 nucleotides long. RefSeq names its product DNA polymerase epsilon subunit 4 (gene PolE4). Bases 1 to 663 code for a protein of 220 amino acids. Gene Ontology annotation, cellular component: nucleus; epsilon DNA polymerase complex. The transcript is spliced from 2 exons. The record is from RefSeq and is a predicted model, not a curated record. Lineage: Eukaryota; Metazoa; Arthropoda; Insecta; Diptera; Culicidae. Gene Ontology annotation, molecular function: protein heterodimerization activity.